Molecule: messenger RNA, 2475 nt
Organism: Beauveria bassiana ARSEF 2860
Lineage: Eukaryota; Fungi; Ascomycota; Sordariomycetes; Hypocreales; Cordycipitaceae
Product: SET domain-containing protein
Exons: 3
Coding region: 1-2475 (824 amino acids)
Biological process (GO): regulation of DNA-templated transcription
Cellular component (GO): chromatin; nucleus
Molecular function (GO): protein binding; histone H3K36 methyltransferase activity
Source: RefSeq, a predicted model, not a curated record
AUGUUGCCACUCCUUCUCGAACCGCAGUCGAGCGUCACGAGUAGCGUCGCCGACACAAUGUCCCACGUCGCGUCGUCCAGCUCCACGCCGCCCACCACCAUUGCCGACAGCGACAGCCUGCAUUCCGACGCCUCCAAGCAUGAUGUUGCCUGCUUCGUUGACCCGCUGCUUGCUACCUCGCAAUUCGACACUGAACUGCCAUCUGAGCCUGUCCCGAUCCCCGAAACCACGCCCAAGCCCGAGCCUGCCGCCGAGCUUGUAGUCGCCGAGCCUGUCGAGACCUCACCAAGACGAGCACGACGCGCAUGUGCCGCCGCGCCCGUUUACAACCUCUCCAAGCUGAGCGGAACCGACGGCCAUGGCAAGCGUCGCGCUAAUGGCGAUGAUGUCGCCGAGCGUCGGCGUCGCACAAUCUCCGGUGACACACUCAUCAACGAUGGCGUGUCGACUCGCAGCUCCAUGUCAACCCGCGCCAAGACUCGCGGCGGCAAGGAUGCAAUUUACGCGCUCGAUCUUGGCUGGACACCCUCCGGCCUCGCCGCGCCGCGUACUACCCGUCAUCUUGCUCAAGAGUCCCCUCGCUCGCGCCGUCUCAACUCUCGCACUGGUGGUAGUGUGGGCGCGGCCAUGUCAUCCUUUGGUUCUCAUUUGUCCAAGAUCGGCAAGCGUGGAAGUAAGGCUGUGUCUGGCUCAAUGAGCCGAGUCUCUCGCGAGCUUCUGCGACUCCGCGACACCGCCGAAUUCUCUCACAUUGAUGACAGGCCUGUCAUUCAUACCGUUUGGGCCAACGGCAAGUACGUCGAUCCCAAUGCGCCGCCGCCUGCACCGCCUCAAAAGAAGAGCAAGGUCAGCGAAGCUCAAGCCGAAAAAGAAAAUGCUGAAGAGCCCGUUACCGAAAUAAAGCCUCGUGGACCCAAGAAGUUCCUGCCCAAGGGCCUGUAUGCGGGUCAAGAUGCGCCAGAGGUUGCUACCAGCUGUCUGACGCACGCUGAAAGGAAGAAGCUCGCAAGUCUUCCUGAACUCGACUACAAUCGAACGGUCAACAAGGUUAUGCCGGCACCCAUUUACACCGGUCUGCGUCUCUUGCUUCAGGGUCGCGACUUUAAGCUGCCAUUCCAGACGUGCAACCCGUUACCUCCCGGACAGCCCAAGCCCGAUGAAUGGAAGAAGAUGACCAAGAAUCGCUUCAUCGGCGACUCCAAGGAUUACUGGCGCAAGUCGCCACACUACCAAGACUAUUCCAAGUGUGUUUGCAAGCCUGAAGACGGCUGUGGUGACAACUGCCAGAACCGAAUCAUGCUUUAUGAAUGCAACGACAUAAACUGUAAUGCUGGAAAGGAGACAUGUACCAACAGAGCGUUUGCCACACUCACCGCGCGACGUGCCAAGGGAGGCAAGUAUCGUGUUGGCGUCGAAGUUAUCAAGACAUCGGACCGUGGCUACGGAGUGCGAAGCAAUCGCUGCUUCCGCCCGCACCAAAUCAUCAUGGAGUACGCUGGUGAGAUCAUCACAGAAGAGGAGUGUGAGCGUCGCAUGAAUAAUGAGUACAAGAACAACGAGUGCUACUAUUUGAUGAGUUUUGACCAAAACAUGAUUAUCGACGCCACCACUGGCAGCAUUGCCAGAUUCGUCAACCACAGCUGCAAUCCCAACUGCCGCAUGAUUAAAUGGAUUGUCUCGGGACAGCCGCGAAUGGCUCUCUUUGCGGGCGACAACCCCAUCAUGACCGGGGACGAGCUUACGUACGACUACAACUUUGAUCCAUUUUCCGCCAAGAAUGUUCAAAAGUGUCUCUGCGGCGCGCACAACUGCCGUGGUGUUCUCGGUCCUCGCCCGCGCGAGGUCAAGCCACCAAAGACUGACCUGAAAAAGGCAGUCAAGGGCACGAUCAAGGCUGGCAAGCGCAAGCUUAAGGAAAUGCUCGGUGAUGAGGUCUCGGGCAACGACAAGGCAAAAAAGCGCAAAAUCCAGCCUGCCAGCGGCGUUAAGCGCUCCUUGUCGUCUGCGAGCAUCAAGGCAGCCAAGGGAGCUGCGACGGCCAUCAAGAAGAGCGUUUCUAGCAUGACGUUGACCAAGAAGAACUCGGCCAAAUCGACGCCGGUGAAGCGACGCGCCAGCGUGGGCAACCUGCUGAAGAAGGCGACGUCGAACAAGCUGGUCAAGCGCCGACCUGCCGCGCACAAGCCUGGCACGAAGCAGGUUUCUUCGCGCUCGUCUAGUCUGACCAUGGUCGGCACCAGCGAGGAGAAUGUGCGGGCCGGAAAGAAGACGACGCCCAAGAAGACGAGUCCUAGCAAGACGUCGACCAAGGGCACUCCCAGCGGCACGCCCAAGAGCCGAGCAUCGAGUCUCGGUGGCACUCCUGUAAGCAAAACGACGCCAAAGGGGAAAGUGACGCCAAAGACGGCGCAUCGUCGCCUCAGCGGCAAGCCCAAGCAGGUCGCCAAGCCCACAAUAAAAUUGGUGGACGACUGA